Messenger RNA from Cornus florida, 1947 nucleotides. RefSeq names its product ent-kaurene oxidase-like. The transcript has 8 exons. Gene Ontology annotation, molecular function: heme binding; iron ion binding; ent-kaurene oxidase activity. The coding region runs from base 131 to 1687 and encodes 518 amino acids. Gene Ontology annotation, biological process: gibberellin biosynthetic process. The record is from RefSeq and is a predicted model, not a curated record. Lineage: Eukaryota; Viridiplantae; Streptophyta; Magnoliopsida; Cornales; Cornaceae. Gene Ontology annotation, cellular component: endoplasmic reticulum; chloroplast outer membrane.
CAUGUUCUGUUUAUAUUGGACUGAGACAUACCACUCGUAUAGAAAAAGUAUUGACCAAGGACCCUUUAGGUUACUCUGUAUCUCUCUAGAUCUCUCUCAUUUUCUCUCUCUUCUUUGAAAUAUUCCUCCAAUGGCGUUAAUCGAGUCUAUUCUAAAUCUCCAAGCAAUGGCUUUAGGAACAGCAGUUGCUGUGGGUGGUCCAGCAAUCGCUCUCGGUGGUAUUUCAAUAUGGCUCAUUAGAGGAUAUGUCAAUGAUCAGAACAAGAAACAACACUCCAAUGGUCUCCUAACUCUACCUGAGGUACCCGGGUGGCCGGUGAUCGGAAAUCUUCUGCAACUAAAAGAGAAGAAACCGCACAAGACUUUCAUGAAGUGGGCUGAGAUUUAUGGACCAAUCUAUUCCAUCAAAACUGGUGCCAACACUGUUGUUGUCCUCAAUUCUACUGAUGUUGCCAAGGAGGCCAUGGUGACCAGAUUUUCAUCCAUAUCAACAAGAAAGUUAUCAAAAGCAUUGAGGAUCCUUACUUUCGAUAAAUGCAUGGUUGCAACAAGUGAUUAUGACGAGUUCCAUAAAACUGUAAAACGCCAUAUACUCACAAAUAUUUUGGGACCAAAUGCUCAGAAGCGACACCGUGGUCACAGAGACAUUUUGAUUGAAAAUAUUACACAACACUUGCACGCUCAUGUUAAGAAUUGUCCCGUUGAAGCUGUGAAACUCAGGGACAUCUUCGAGUCUGAACUCUUUGGAUUAGCAUUGAAAGAAGCUUUGGGAAAGGAUGUGGAAUCCAUUUAUGUGGAGGAGCUUGGAAUCACUUUCUCGAGAGAGGAUAUCUUCAAGGUUUUAGUGAUUGAGCCAAUGGAGGGUGCUAUUGACGUGGACUGGAGAGAUUUUUUCCCUUUUUUAAGUUGGAUUCCAAAUAAAGGAUUUGAAAGAAAAAUCCAACAAAUGGAUUUACACAGGCAGGCAGUGAUGAAGGCUCUGAUGAGCGAGCAGAGACAACGAAUUGCUUCGGGAGAGGAAAUGAACUGUUAUCUGGAUUACUUGUUAAAUGAAGCAAAAACACUAUCAGAGAAACAAAUAGGCAUGUUACUUUGGGAGGUCAUUAUUGAAACAUCGGACACUACUUUGGUCACCACAGAAUGGGCUAUGUAUGAACUCGCUAAGGAUCCAAUGCGACAGGAUCGUCUUUAUCAAGAAAUCAGAGAUGUUUGUGGGUCAAACAAGAUUAAAGAAGAAAAUUUGUGUCAGCUCCCAUACUUGUUUGCUGUUUUUCAUGAAACUUUGCGAAAGUACAGUCCUGCUCCAGUAAUUCCUCUUCGAUAUGUGCAUGAAGAUACCCAACUAGGAGGAUAUUAUAUUCCUGCUGGAACUGAGAUUGCUAUAAACAUUUAUGGAUGUAACAUGGAUAAGAAACUUUGGGAGAAUCCUGAAGAGUGGAACCCAGAGAGAUUUAUCGACGGGAAGUAUGAUCCGAUGGACUUGCACAAGACGAUGGCAUUUGGGGGCGGAAAGAGGGUAUGUGCAGGUUCUCUUCAAGCAAUGUUAAUUUCCUGCACGGCAAUUGCUAGACUUGUACAAGAAUUCGAAUGGAGACUGAAGGAAGGGGAGGAGGAAAAUGUUGAUACCCAUGGACUCACCACUCGGAAGCUCCAUCCAAUGCAAGCAAUCUUAAAGCGAAGAAAUUGAAGAGGAAAUUCCAAACAUCCUAAGCAAUUUCCUUCCGUAGUGACUGAAGCUUCUUCUGGCCGUCCUUUUUCACCACAACUUUUUUCAUUAUGGUCCAUACGAACUUUCCAAAGCAUUCUGAACAUGUGUCCACCAUUUAUCUCAUUUAGAGAGUGCAUUAUUAUAGAAAGUUGCUGAAUUCCAUGUUGCUCUCUUUGUAAACUUCUGUAUCCUAUAUUAUAUAAUUCUCUAGUUUGCAGAGGUUUUAAAUUUGUGAUGAA